GCCGCCCGCAAGAGUUUGCAGUAUCAAUCAUGAAGCUGUUAGCUGUUCUGGUUUUGUCGUGUAUCGCCGUAGCUCAGGCUCGGGAAAUUAGCUUCCAACCGAUCGUCCCAUUCCGCGAUGUCACUCGCAAUUCACGAAUCGUUAAUGGAUUCCCAGCAUCACCCGGUCAGUUCCCGUAUCAAGCGUUCCUUUCCGGCCAAACCGCCGGAGGUAAUCUUGCAUGUGGUGGCUCCUUGAUUUCCUCCGAAUGGGUGUUGACUGCUGCUCACUGUCAGGUUGGCGUCAUUAGCUUUACGGUUCGCGUGGGAACAAACAACAUCAACGAGGGAACGGUACGAACGUCCAGUGCGAUAAUUAUCCAUCCUGCAUACAACGCCAACAAUCUGAAUAACGAUAUCGGUCUCAUCCGAUUGAAUGAGCCAGUACCACUUGGAGGUAACAUCCAGGUAGUUGCUUUGCCAGAAGCCAAUCUUGCCGAAACAUUCCUGAACCGCGUGGCUACCGUUUCCGGGUUUGGACGCACCAGCGACGCUAGUGGAGCCAUUUCGCAAACACUCAACUUUGUGCAUCUGAACAUUAUCUCCAACAUUCAAUGUAUGGGAACCUAUGGCGCUGCGGUCGUGAUUGAUUCUACCGUGUGUGCCCUUGGACGCGACGCUCCUAACCAAGGUACAUGCAACGGUGACUCUGGCGGUCCGCUGACGGUUGACGAAAACGGUCAGUCCCUGCAAAUCGGUGUGGUUUCGUUCGUCGCUGCUGUUGGUUGUGAAGCUGGACUUCCAUCGGGCUAUGUGCGCACAACUCACUUCCGCGAAUGGAUCCGUCAACAGUCCGGAGUGUAGUUCUGGACAUUUAUGGAAAAUUCCAUGCAACACGGAGAAAACAUCGCUGAAUCCAACACAAGACCAAUUUUCCCGACAAACGUUAAGGAACAAAGUGCAAUACAAAUAAAUACAUCUAUCGUUUUUGUAUUUUUUUAAAUUUACACGACUCAAUUCAUUGUUUUAUAAA
This is a messenger RNA of Anopheles bellator, 1011 nucleotides long. Its product is annotated as brachyurin-like. Gene Ontology annotation, biological process: proteolysis. Gene Ontology annotation, molecular function: serine-type endopeptidase activity. The transcript has 2 exons. NCBI's taxonomy places the organism in Eukaryota, Metazoa, Arthropoda, Insecta, Diptera, Culicidae. The coding region runs from base 30 to 842 and encodes 270 amino acids. The record is from RefSeq and is a predicted model, not a curated record.